ACAAACUCUUAACCCAACCCAAUGUACAUAUAUAUAUGUGCGUCUGUGUGUGUGUCCGCCAGACCAGGUUCAAACAAUCCUCCACAGAGAGAGGGAGGGAGAGGCUGGGAAGUAGAAUUUUUGUGAUCUCUGGUUCUCUUUUCUCUGUCUACGUUCGGCGAUCCAAAGAUGUCUCAGGGAACGCUCGAAGUUCUACUGGUAUGUGCCAAAGGCCUCGAGAACACCGAUUUUCUCACUAAUAUGGACCCUUACGCCAUUAUCACUUGUCGGACUCAAGAGCGGAAAAGCAGCGUUGCAUCAGGUAAGGGAUGCAGUCCUACGUGGAAUGAGACCUUUAUAUUUAAUCUCUCGGAUGGUGUUUCGGAACUCCGCAUCAAAAUUAUGGACAGCGAUGGCUUUAGCGAGGAUGAUUUUGUUGGGGAGGCUAUCAUCCCAUUAGAAGCAUUGUUCCGGGAAGGCAAGAUUCCACCAACUUCCUACAAUGUUGUGAAGGACCAGCAAUACUACGGAGAGGUCAGACUUGGCCUCACUUUCACCCCAGAGAGGGAGACGACGGGGCGUGAUCGGGAGAUGGAGGACUUUGGUGGAUGGAAACAGUCAGCUCUGUACUAAUCUUACAGAGAAAUUUGGAUGACCAGACAAAGAUGUUUGACCUUUAGAGUGAAAGUCAGCAUGCGUUUCAAUUUCUGUAUUUAAUUUCCUCCUGCUUUUGUUGGAGUUUUGGUUGACAAUAUAUCAUUGCAUCCACUAAAACCUA
This is a messenger RNA of Diospyros lotus (date-plum), 757 nucleotides long. RefSeq names its product elicitor-responsive protein 3-like. NCBI's taxonomy places the organism in Eukaryota, Viridiplantae, Streptophyta, Magnoliopsida, Ericales, Ebenaceae. The transcript is spliced from 5 exons. The record is from RefSeq and is a predicted model, not a curated record. The coding region runs from base 169 to 612 and encodes 147 amino acids.